GCCGCCGGAGGUUCAGUGUGGGGACUCGGCGCGCAAGGCGGCAGGAGUCGUUUCCGGCCGUGUUGGAGGAUCAGCUUGAGGCCCUGCGGCGGCGGCGACGAGAAUAUGGAGACGAUCCUGGAGCAGCAGCGGCGCUACCAUGAGGAGAAGGAGCGGCUCAUGGACGUCAUGGCCAAGGAGAUGCUCACUAAGAAGUCCACGCUCCGGGACCAGAUCAACUCGGACCACCGCACACGGGCCAUGCAGGAUGAAAAUAAUAAAUCCCCACCUGCACAGGGGCAACUUCACAAGUGGUGAAGCAGGGCUGCAGAGGUACAUGGAGGUCAGUGGGAACCUGAGGGAUUUGUAUGAUGACAAGGAUGGGUUACGAAAGGAGGAACUUAAUGCCAUUUCAGGACCCAACGAGUUUGCUGAAUUCUAUAAUAGACUCAAGCAAAUAAAGGAAUUCCACCGAAAACACCCAAAUGAGAUCUGUGUGCCAAUGUCAGUGGAAUUUGAGGAGCUCCUGAAAGCUCGAGAGAAUCCAAGUGAAGAGGCACAAAAUUUAGUAGAGUUCACAGAUGAAGAAGGUUAUGGUCGUUACCUUGAUCUCCAUGACUGUUACCUCAAAUACAUUAACUUGAAGGCCUCUGAGAAACUGGAUUAUAUCACAUACCUCUCCAUCUUUGACCAAUUAUUUGAUAUCCCUAAAGAAAGGAAGAAUGCAGAGUACAAAAGAUACCUGGAGAUGCUGCUUGAAUACCUUCAGGAUUAUACAGACAGAGUGAAGCCCUUGCAAGAUCAGAAUGAACUCUUUGGGAAGAUUCAGACUGAUUUUGAAAAGAAAUGGGAUAAUGGUACUUUUCCUGGAUGGCCGAAAGAGACAAGCAGUGCCCUGACUCAUGCUGGAGCCCAUCUUGACCUCUCUGCAUUCUCUUCCUGGGAGGAGUUGGCCUCCCUGGGUCUAGACAGAUUGAAAUCUGCACUCUUAGCUUUGGGCCUGAAGUGUGGUGGGACCCUAGAAGAGCGAGCCCAGAGACUGUUCAGCACCAAAGGGAAGUCCCUAGAGGCACUUGAUACUUCCCUUUUUGCCAAAAAUCCCAAGUCAAAGGGUACCAAGCGAGACACUGAGAGGAACAAAGACAUUGCUUUCCUAGAAGCCCAGAUCUAUGAAUAUGUGGAGAUUCUUGGGGAACAGCGGCAUCUCACUCAUGAAAAUGUACAACGCAAACAGGCAAGAACAGGAGAAGAGCGAGAAGAAGAAGAAGAAGAGCAGAUCAGUGAGAGUGAGAGUGAAGACGAGGAGAAUGAAAUUAUUUACAAUCCCAAAAACCUGCCUCUUGGCUGGGAUGGCAAACCCAUUCCUUACUGGCUAUAUAAACUUCACGGCCUGAAUAUCAACUACAACUGUGAAAUUUGUGGGAACUACACCUACCGAGGACCCAAGGCCUUCCAGAGACACUUUGCUGAAUGGCGUCAUGCUCAUGGUAUGAGGUGUUUGGGCAUCCCAAACACUGCCCACUUUGCUAAUGUGACACAGAUUGAAGAUGCUGUCUCUUUGUGGGCCAAGCUGAAACUGCAGAAGGCUUCGGAAAGGUGGCAACCUGACACUGAGGAAGAGUAUGAAGACUCCAGUGGGAAUGUUGUGAAUAAGAAGACAUACGAGGAUCUGAAGAGACAAGGACUGCUGUAGUGUUCAGCUAUGUAGCUCGGCUUUGGGCACACCCAGGAUGCCCCUCGAAUCUGCUUUUUCUAUUUCUCUCAACCAAAUCCUCCUAAAGACUUUUUGCUAAGUAGUCGUACAGCCUAGCGUGCACCUUGUAGAAACAAGACAUGCUGGCAGAUCACAGGGUUGAGAUGCCUUUUGUCUUCAUUUUAUAUUAAAAAAGAACUGUCAGAAAAUAAAA
Messenger RNA from Erinaceus europaeus (western European hedgehog), 1886 nucleotides. It is a transcript of the gene SF3A3, whose product is annotated as splicing factor 3a subunit 3. Gene Ontology annotation, cellular component: nucleus; spliceosomal complex. Gene Ontology annotation, molecular function: RNA binding; zinc ion binding. The transcript has 18 exons. The record is from RefSeq and is a predicted model, not a curated record. Lineage: Eukaryota; Metazoa; Chordata; Mammalia; Eulipotyphla; Erinaceidae. Gene Ontology annotation, biological process: mRNA splicing, via spliceosome. Bases 140 to 1672 code for a protein of 510 amino acids.